AUGAAGCAUGGUGCAGUUGCGGAAGCGACUGCGCUCGAUGCUGUGCGGUCGAGAAAGCGAUUAGAUUCGAGCUACCUAGAUCCUACCGCACCGCGCCGACCGCAGCCGCAUACGCAACUGCACCGUGCUUCAUGUCGUUUUGAUCCUACUGUCCCACGAACUUGUUUCAAAGGUGGGUACAAACGAAGGACAACACAUGCGCAUCGUUUCCUGGUCCUAAUGAGAGCCGAAACUAAAUCGGUCGCCAGCACGGGCAAUACAUUUGGUUUGAAGGAGGAAGCUUAG
Molecule: messenger RNA, 285 nt
Organism: Necator americanus (New World hookworm)
Lineage: Eukaryota; Metazoa; Nematoda; Chromadorea; Rhabditida; Ancylostomatidae
Exons: 4
Coding region: 1-285 (94 amino acids)
Source: RefSeq, a predicted model, not a curated record